GUCAACAGUUUCCUCUUCCUCAUAACAACAGCUGGCAGCAGCUGAAGAUGGCCGCCGCGACCGUAGCGGGGCUCGACGCCCACAGAAUGGAGGAAAAGAAGUGGGAAUACUUCUCCUCCAUCAACUCCAUGGCCAAGAAGAUAAUGCAGGAGCGGGAGAAGGUGAAGGAGCAGCACGGCCCCUCGUGGGAGAAGAUGACGCCCCAGGAGCAGGACGCCGCCAUCGACAACUGGAUGAUGGAUCCGCACAUCCGAGCUCGCUACGCGAUGCACAGAGUCGACCGCGACGAAGUAGUGUGUUACCCGAAACUGCUCAUCCAGACCGGCCAGAAGAUCGUUCACUUCGGAGAUGAGGAUAUUACCUGGCAAGAUGAGCACUCUGCACCUUUCUCAUGGGAAACCAAGAGCCAGUUGGACGUCAGCUUGACAUCAGGCUCUGCAGACCAGGGAGUCUCAGCCCCACAGGCAGAGUCAAAGCCGGUGAAGGCUCCUCACUCCGGCCAGAUUGGCAAGACUACACCUGGAACCAAGGUGAGUGUCAGCGAGCCCCGGAGGCCGGAGGAGGAGUCUUCUUUCUGGAAGAUCAGCGCUGAGAGGUCGCGGUUGGAGGGGGAGAAGGCUGACUUCCAGUCCCUCACCCCCAGCCAGAUUAAAUCCAUCGAGAAGGGAGAGAAAUCCCUCCCUUCAUACCUCCGACAAGACACCGUCAAGGAGCCCGGCGCAGCAGAAAGCCACCCUCCCGCUCCCUCCAAGUCCACCAAGCAGCGAGCACCCAAACCUCCUGCACCACAGCCCCCUGCUCCUGUCGUCGUGAGCGCAACACCAGCGUCCAUCUCCAUCUCGCCAAACCCGCCUCCACCCGUCAGCGUGUCCUCAACCGUUGCGGGGUGGGAGCGAUCUCAGAGCACCCUGCCGUCCGUGAGCAACACCCUGGACGAAAUGUUCUCCUCCAGUAUGAUGUCCAAGCCUCCCAGUGUGUCCACCAGUGUGGAGAAGGAGAAAGAGGAGGACAGUUCACUCAAUGAUGGCAGCCCCACGUUUUCCCAGUUCAACACAAGCAGCAACAUCCUGAAGACAGGGUUUGACUUUCUGGACAACUGGUAAAUGACGGCUGAGGCCAUUCACCGCCCUGAAUGAAUCAUCUGCAUCCCCUCUCUGACAGACCACACUGCCAUGACUACCGACAUCCACGUCAAGUUUUCUUUUAAUCACCCUCAGUGGCUUGUUAUCAUUAUCUCACCGUGUGCUGGUACUUUAUCCCCACUAGAAGAGCUGCUUCUCCUCUCUCUGACAAUGACACAAACAAAGCCUGGAACAGAGCUGUCACUGCGCAUCCACACUGUGAUCAGCUUGGUUAACGCACAGUUUUCAUUGGUUUCUAGUGACUGCAUCAUCACAAACUUAUGAAAUGGACCCACUUCAUGUCACUGGGCAGCGUCUUGGUAGUGUGACUGUCCGUAGGGUCAAACAGGUCACCCCCCACCUUGAGCUGAUGCCACUAGGCCCAUAUAUCUGGUGACUGUAGUCACUGUUGACCAUGUUGUUUACAGUGUGAAUACACAGUUAAGGUGGUACGCCUCCACUUGUAACUAAAAGCUGUACGUUGUUGGUUUUGUUUAUGUUUUGUUACUGUAUGAAGAGUUUUAUUAGUGCUUUUUAUUUAUGCUGAUGUAUUCCUAUGAAGCUCAAAGCUGCAGUCAGGCCCACAUACUACUACAUACCUACAUUUACAACAUUCCUUUUCCUUAUGGAAUUCCUGGAACGUCAUGGAAAAUAAGACGAAAGCAGAAUGUUCCAUUGCAUCACUUUGCAGGAAUAUCUCAGAACACAAUUUUAACUUUUGCAAAGCAUGGGUGGUUUUCAUCUAAGUAGCAACAAGUCGGACUGUUGUCGUCCUCUGGAAAAUAAGCAAACAGCAGGGAAGAGCAGCUAUGGAAGUGCUGAAACACUAUCACGGAAACUCACGGAUUGUGUGUCCGGAGCCAUGGGAACGCGUUACAUGUCCUGUGUGGCCGUUAGUCCUUAGCAACACUUCCGCACCGCCUCGCUUCCCAGUGCUGAGAAACACUAGUGUGCAUUUGUAACACACACACACAGGUUGUGUUGAUGGUGAACAGCCAGGCACGUAGUGAUUUGUACCUUUUGUGUUAUAGAGUUUACUGACUAGAGUACUAUUUUACUGACUUUUAUAUUUAUCUGCCUAUUGUAUCUUCUGCUAUACAUAUAUAUUGCACUCAUACAUUUUGAGGUCACGGAUUAGGACGUAUAAAUAAAUCCAAAGUCAAAACCA
Messenger RNA from Betta splendens (Siamese fighting fish), 2289 nucleotides. RefSeq names its product chromosome 24 C1orf198 homolog (gene c24h1orf198). Lineage: Eukaryota; Metazoa; Chordata; Actinopteri; Anabantiformes; Osphronemidae. The record is from RefSeq and is a predicted model, not a curated record. The transcript is spliced from 6 exons. Bases 48 to 1103 code for a protein of 351 amino acids.